AUGAGCAUGCGCAAACAUUUGCACACAAAAAAUCGACAACUUCCGAGAAGAAACUUCAGUCUUCAAAGCGUUGGCGUUUUUACUGUUUAGCAACGUGGAAUUUUCUCCUUAUGUAAAUUACCAUAACGAAGAGCCCUUGACAGCUGCAAGUAAUAAAAUAACUGAAAAAAAUUCGUUUCUCUUAGUCCACUAGCUGGUAUUGUUCUCGAAAUUUAAAAACUUUGGCGGGAAAAUUUUGUUGUCAACAAACGUCACGUGGCUUGGUGAGUUAAAACUUAAAAGUUGGUGGUUUUUGCCAAAUAAAUGUACUUAAACUUUUCCCAAAUAAAACCACUUGUCUCUUGAAAGCGUCCACAACAAAGAAGACAGCUGUAUCACUAAGCAAUAACGGUAAUGAAUAUUUAAAUUUUGCGUAGGCAGGCAAUUUGAUGCUUCGAGUUUUUCAUGAAUAAAUAAUACCUCGCACAAACGGCAGGUGCAAUUGAUGUGUUUUUUUUAAGAGCAACUAGAAUAGACCAAGAGUCAAACCACGAAUGGAAAUUUCGUUUAUAUUUUGAACAUUUUAGGUAGCAUUCGCUCGAGAAUACUCGCUUAUUAAACGGGGAAACAGCAGAUUAAAUAUGAGAGGUGGAAUUUACAGUAUUUUAUUUCUCUUCGCUGUGAUUUUGGUGGAUACGUCGUCGAGUGAUAUAAACGAACGUUUUUCUGACAAGACUUACGAUGACUCAGUAUGGACAUUCUCAAGGAAUUACCGGAACGAAAAUGAGAAUGAAGAUGAUGAAAUCAAACGCAAAGCUGGACAAGAGGAAAUAGAUAUCAAGAUGCCUGACGUAUCGCCACAGAAGGUAUUAAAAUACUGUUUGUAUAAAACUGAAGUCACAGUUAAACGAACACGAGUGUUUAUAAAUAAUGAGAGUUGAGAAGCGAGAGUUUGUGUGUGAGGGGUUUCUCAAUUCCCAUGUCCCGGUCACACGAGAACAAGAGUUGUGUGAGAGUUGACUGGAUAUUACUGCCAAAGGAGCAAAAACUUUCAUCAACUCUCGUAAACAUUUCAACCAGCUUAAAGUUGAUCAAAGUUGAUAACAGUUGAUGAAAGUCCAUGAAGGGUUGAUGAGAGUUGGGCGAUCAAACGUGAGUGAGAUUUGGAUCCUUCACGAACUCUCGUCAACUCUAAUCUUGGUUUGACCAGGGCACAGAGUAGAGUAGAUACAGAGUGCUGACUUUGCCAAAACCCUGUAAUUCCUGCCACGCUAUGUAUUCUCAAUUGCAAAGCACUUGCAAUGCUUUUUCCAUGUUAUUAGUCAGUGUGUCUACAAGAGGCACCCCACUGGGCACAUACGUUAGUGAAAAAAUGUUGCGAUGUCGCAACCUAUUGUAUCAACGUUGCUCUGACAUUGUUUGUUCUGCAUCAGCUAACAGAUGUUGAUUCAACAGUUGUUCAUGGUAGAUUAUACAACGUCAAGUAGUCUCAACGUUGGUUCAACGUUGUAUUAUGGUUGAUGAGAUUGGAAACCUAAACUGAAUCAUUAUGUUUCAACUGAACAUCAGCAGAGUGAUGUCAAUCCAAUUUGCAUUUUCGAUCCUUUUUCGAUGUCUAUCUAAUGUCAGUAGGAGGUCAUGUCUGAUGUUGUGUUGAAAACAUCAUUUGCGCCGCUGGGAGAGGUCUGACUCCGCCAAAAACCCACAACUGCUGCCAUGCUAUGUAUUCUCAAUCUCAAAGCACUUGCAAUGCUGUUGCCAUGUUCCUAUAGCCAGUGUAUUUAUGAUAAGCAUUCCCCCUCCUGAACGUCUAAGCCAAGCUGGCUAUAAUAAAUUGUGAAUGUUUUCAGGGGGUGACAACCUCCCUUAGUGCACUAGCUAGGAGCAUAUGGCGGCUGCUUCUGCUAACAUCAAAGGUGGUGGCAUGAAGUUGGACUUCUUUACGUGUUUAUUCUCUGACCGGUACAUUAGGAGAAACACAGUACAUUUCUCGUGAGGUUAUACUUACAUAAGCACUUCAUAAAAGGCUACAGCUGUACCUGGUUAUGGCUAGUUUUAUUCAUGCCUAGUACAAACAUCUCAAUAUAAUAUUACUACCAGAGCUAACCAUAGACAAUCAGGAUAUUCCUCUCAAUGAGUUAACAUAGCAGUAUGACAAAAUAUGGCGGGAAGCAAAUGUUUGGGACACGGCUGUAGAUUGAGAAGUGAACUGGUAAACAGAUUGUUGGCAUGGCAAGUCAAUGGCAGAACAACUUGCUACCAAAGGUUAUGCACAAGACUUGCAAUAGAAGGACUUGGCAGGCUGUACUAGCUUAAUUGCCAAGUUCCUAUGCAAUACUUUUUGUUCAACCUCAAAAAAUAUCAAUUAAAACAUUACACAGGGACCAAUAUAAUUUUGUAAGAAUUACUUUCAACAUCCUGCUCAAUAUUAUCAAUCAUAUAUAUAGGUGCUAAAAUAUAUGCAUAUUAUAAUUACAGGCGUAUGCUUGUGAAUUAGCGUGCUUGGCUUAAGUGAAUUAACUGUUAAGUAAUGCAUGUAAUUGCGCCAAUGCAAAUGUGCUCUAUACUUCAUUAUUUUAAUAUGACUGUAACUGCAGAUAUUUUUCUAAUCAAGGGCCAGCACCAGUGAGCUCCAUGCAUACAUAUCUGCAGCAUAAACUUGAAUCCAAAAAGUGAUUUCCACUGUCUUGACACCUAAUUGGCUUCACUUUGUUUUCUCGUAUAGGCUGAAUGGCUGAAGUUGUUGCUCCAGAUAUAUAGAGCUCAGUGGUAAUGGCACUCAAUGGGUUAAUCAGACUAUCUGCCCUAUUUGUCUAUAGUUAAUCCAUUAUAGUUGCAUUGCUCUCUAAUGGAUGUGCCCUAGCCACUUUAUUGUUUUACUCUGUCUAAUGCCAGACCAUUUUACUUGUCAAGGGGAGAGCUAGUGCUGGUGCUCAAUGAGUUAACAUUAAUUUAUACAUUUUAGCCUGACACAUACUUCUGUACUGCAAAGAAGAUGCCUGACGAAGAUGCAUAUAUAGGUACAGUACGGUAUUAUAGCAGUGGCUGACACCUCAAAACAUAUUGGGGGAGGGGCAGGUUUAAGGUUGAGGUUGUCACUGUAUUAUCGCCAUUUUAGUGUGGGAAAGUUCAGUUCUUUAAUUAACUUUUUAACUGGCAAUGUACCCUGAUCAAUGAUCCUUACUCUAUUGCUUUCUGCUGCCCCUCAGUGGGUUAAUUAAGCUGUAUUGCCUAAUUAAGUUACUGUAUAUUUCAUGCAAAUUUGCAUACUUUAUUUGAGCUAAAAAUACCAUUAUUAUACCCACAAUGGACCUUUCCCCUUAUAACUAAAGUUUCGAUCUAGACACAAAUUUCAUCACAGCUUGAAAGAGCAUCACAAAAUUAGUAAUAUGCCAAAGUUUUGUUGCAAAAUCUUGUAAAAUGCGGAUAAUAUAGCCUUGCGAAGUUUGCCGUUUUUCAGUCAUUUUGUAUUACAAACGGGAAAUUGACAUCCAAUUCGGGUGUUGGGGCUGCAAUUUCCCGUUUGUAAUGCAAAAUGACUGAAAAUUGCAAACUUCGCAAGGCUCUAUUUUCCUCAUUUUACAACAUUUCGCAACGAAAUUUUGGAAUAUUACUAAUUUUGUGAUGCUCUUUCAAGCUGUGAUGAAAUAUUUGUCUAGACUUGCCUAGAUCAAAAUUUUGGUUAUAAGGGGAAAGGUCUAUUGUUCAGCUAUAUGUACCAUUCAAUGGCUUUCAGAAAUUUUUUGAGGGGAUGGUUUCCCUGCCCUAUACAUAAGAUCCAUGGUCACUUAGUAUAAGAUCAAAAAUAAUAUGAGCACUUGUUGCAUUUCAUAAUGACCAAAAGUGCCCCACUUUGUCUAAUGCUACUAUGCUAGAUGAUUUUACUCACCUUGGGAAAGUGUGAUGUUGUGUGUCCUUAAAUGCGCCCUACUUUGUUAUUCCCCAGAUUAUUUUACUCUGUCUAAUGCCAGAUGAUUUUACUCGUCAAGGGGAGAGUGCUGGCACUUAACAUGUUAACAUUACUUUUCAGUGGGGUAUGAGCCUCAUGCUAAGAUGCAGACUGCUCAUCACAUGUUGAUGUUUGGUUGUGAUGACGUUGAUGGCAAGGGCUCUGAAGGACACUGGUAAGGGUUUAAAACAUCACAAAGUUUGUUUUUGUUAUCAUCUCUCAUACACGCUGCAUGGCACCAUUCGAGAUAAAUCUAACAGCAGUUUCUUUGGAUGGCAGGGGGGAGGGGAUGCCCCCUGGCUAUAUUACUACAUGCCCUUGGACUCCCCAGUAACAAGUAUGUCUAUUAUAUUUUUAUUUCUUGCAAUGGAAAUUUUAUAUCUUCCUAUGUUAAAUGUUUUGGAUUCGUUUGUGAUUAAGUAGAGUUGUUACUGUAAAAAUAUCCUUUAAAAUCUCCAAAACACAUACAUGAAAAAAGGUAAUUGCAUUUAUAUUAUUAAACCUUGCACGGUCAAAUGAAAUUUUUGCUUGACGUGAUACAAUUUCAACUCGACAAGAUCACGUCAUUUCGUUACCAGUCCCAUGCUUAAACAACUGUAGGGAGCCCCCUUAACAGACACCUUUUCUUUCUUUAAUUUGUCUUUCAAAAGAAAACUGUCUCCUCAAAACUUAAACUCGAAGGGAGGGGGUUCGACUGAGUGUAUAUUAAAUUCUUAACUUUAUCAACAGGGAAUGUAACGAAAUGGGAGGAACUUGUAAAGGAAGAGUGAAUAAGAUUAUGUAUGCUUGGGCAAUGGACGCUCCUGCAUUAAGCCUUCCCAAGAGUAAGUAGUGAAUUUAAGUUGAAACUUAUUUUGUCAUAACACUGAAGUAGAUUUUCUCUUUCAUACAUAAAUCUUGGCAAGUGCUGUGCACAGGGAUGGGAAAAAUAGUUAAGAAAUUUUAACCAGCUGCAGAAAAUUUAUUAAUUUGAAGAUUUGUAACUCAUUAAAGCUGAAUUUGAAGAACAAACCGUCCAACUGUUCUCUUGACAGCUACGUACUCUUGACUUGAAUUUAGACGACUACUUCUCAACAAGGGCGGAUCUACCGUGGGGUACAGGGGGAGUGCAUCCCACCAAUUUGUGCUUCGACUAUAUAUAGUUAGCGAUUAGCAGAACGUCUACUACUAGCGUGCGUCGAUUUCUUAAAACGAUUUGAUUGAGUUGUGAGCUCAUGCUUUAGUUAAAUAUUAUGGUCAGUAAAUACGUAAACUCAGUUUUACAUUGUCGAGAUUGUUAAUUUAGGUGGAUAAGUAUUUAGGCUGCAGAAAUCAUUCCUUAUCACUGACAUAUUUAAAACCAUGCUCAGUACAGUAGAUAGUAUUUACCUAUAUAUAUAUAAAAGACAAACUUGAGUUACUUCGUUUAAAACAUUUAUUCACGACAAAUUUGUUUCGUAUGGCAAACUAAGCUUGCCACACUCAUCAGGUGAAUGAUAAUAUCGCGUAUUUACAUGAUGUUAUGGGUUAUAACAUCAUGUAAAUACGCGAUAUCAUCAUUCACCUGAUGAGUGUGGCAAGCUUAGUUUGCCAUACGAAACAAAUUUGUCGUGAAUAAAUGUUUUAAACGAAGUAACUCAAGUUUGUCUUUCAUUUGCUCUACUUACGUAUCGAGCACUCUAUUCGUAUGAUUCGACACUCAAUAUAUGUUAUAUAGAUGUUAAGAAAUACGCCAGUCUGUAGGAAUAUUUUAUUUUCAGGGUAUGUUCACAGAAAGAGAAUUCUUUUUUCCACUGCAAAAUUUUUCCACUGCAAUUAAUUUUGCUUGACUAUUCUGAAUGCUAUUUUUUCAGAUGUUGGUUUCCAUGUUGGAGGGAGCAGUCGAAUAAAAUACAUUGUUUUGCAAGUCCACUAUGCAAAUGUUGACAAAUUCAAAUGUAAGUCUUUUGUUUUGGAAAAACAGCGAAUGUUAUAUUUUAACCAAUCAACUUCAGUUCUAACUUAAAACAUGUUUUUAGUGCAUCAUGGAACAGACCAUUCUGGCGUUGUGUUACGUCUUCAAUCGAAAAAGUAAGUCGAAUUGGCCGGUGCGUGGCCUAAAUGAUGUGUACAGUUAAGAUUUCCCAUCUAUAAAAUUUAUGUCCAAGCCCAAAACUUGCGAGGCAAUUUUGAUUUGUUUUUGAAAACUGAACUUAAACAGGAAGUGUUGACCCGUUGUCAAAUCGCGUACACUAUAUAUGCCUGAUAAUGUCAUAUACUGAUGAAAGCAGUUUUAUUAUGUUUUGAUUAGAAAAAAAUAGUUCACAUUCAUUCGUCUCAUAUUUUCAGGCCAAAGUAUUUUGCUGGGAUUUACCUGGUGGCUGCCGGAGGUCCCCCUAUUCCUGCUAAGCAAAAAGGUAUGAAAAAUUAACAGGUACUUCUAACAAAGACGAAAAUAACUGUGCUUACUUUUUAUGUCCUCGUAAAAGCUUAUUUAUAAUGUUAAACGUGUUUUAUUUGCAGUAUUUGACAUGAACAUGGCUUGUCAGUAUACGAUGGGUCCUGAAAUGCAUCCGUUCGCUUUUCGAGUCCACACACACAAGUUGGGUAAGAGUCGGUUUUAGUAAUAUCAAUUUUGAAGAUACCAUAAAGACGUACAGAAAGUGCAACAAUGUGGACAACAGCAACAAGACCAACACAACAACAACAACCUUCACCACCAACAACAACAACAACAAUAGUCAGCGACGACCAACAACAACAACAAUCACCACUACCAACAACAAAAACUAACAACAACAGCGAUAUUAAACAACAAAACAACAACAACAACAACAACGACAACCCAUAACAACAACAACAACACAAACUAACAACAAUGUUCAGUCAAAACAACAACCAACAACAACACAAAAGCUAGCAACAACAGAAACAACAACAGCAAGUCAGCAACAACAACAACAACAACAACAACAACAACAACAACAACAACAACAACAACAACAACAACAACAACAACAACAAAAAGUAAGAAUAGCAUGGACAGUAACAAUAACAGCAGCAACUCUAAAACAUUUUAUCAAAUAUCAAUGGCAGCCACAACUACAGAAACCAACAACUAUAGCGACAACAACAACAACAACAACAACAACAACAGCAACAGCAACUAACAGCAACAACCCAUAACAACAACAACACAAAAGCUAACAACAACAACAACAACAACAACAACAACAACAACAACAACAACAACAACAACAACAACAACAAAAAGUAAGAAUGGCAGGGACAGUAACAAUAAACAACAGCAGCAACUCUAAAACAUUUUAUCAAUGACAGCCACAACUACAAAAAAUAACACCAACAAAUAAGUGAAAUAACAAAGAUGAACUAUAAAGAUGUAUAUUAUAAUUAUUAGACUCUCACACAAUAAACCAAUCCCCAUUUUUAGGAUAUGUGGUAACUGGUUACAGAGUACGCGAGGGUAAAUGGCAUCUUAUUGGCAAGGGUGAUCCAAGACGUCCUCAGGUUAGACACAGUAACAUUCAUCCAUAGAUAUGUGCACACGCAGCAUUUAUGUAUUUAUUUUGUUUCAAUCUAUAAUAAAGACAUUCUCAUGUUUACGUAUUAUAAAUAUUUUUAAGGCAUUUUAUCAUGUUGAUAGCGAAGACUCUGUUCUUCCUGGCGAUAAAGUUGUAUGUACUCAAUAUUCUGAAUAUUCUCUGUUCAAUUUUGUAAAAAUAUUCUCUGGCGAACAGGUAGCAAUGACAAUUUGUGUUCCAUUUUUAGGCGGCUAGAUGUACUUACAAUUCAUUGAAAAGAGAGGAAACCACAUAUAUUGGGUAAGCAUAUGGUUUCAAUUGUAAAUGUGAGAAGAGUGUUUCAUAUUUGACUCUACCAACAGCGCAGGUUUUUUACAUAUACUUCAUUUUUCUCUUGUAAUAACGCUGGACUAUUGUUGUACCAGAGAGCCUCUUCCUGGACCUCUAGGGAAAACAUUUUAAAACUGACCUAUCCAUUAUUUUUGUUUCCAGUAUAAUCUGGAGAUCUAUUAUUCCUUUAUCGCUCUGUGAGUCACAGGUAGCCUGCGUUGCAGACGGUCUACACACGUAAAAAUCUCACAACUUGUCAACAAGAUGUGUUCGCAACAGGCUUGCAGCAAGCUUGUCAACCAGUUACAACAUUGCUGUUUAUCAAGUUGCUACAAGGUUGUCAGUGUGAACUUGUUGGCAAAUUGUUGAAUUGCAGGACGAGAAUAAGUUGUUGGAACAAUUUGUAAAAGUCUGUUGAGCUCAAUAACCUUGUAGCAAGUUGUCAACAAGCCGUUCACAACUUGUCAACAAGCUGGGAACAAUCAGUGCGCGCACAUCCUGUUGACAAGUUGGAACAGCAUUGCUACAAGUGUGCUGCAAGUUUGUUACAACUUGUGCGUUUUUACGUGUGUACUUGCGACGAAGGGACACUUCGCGGCGGGCAUAAACGUCGGCUUGAUUCUAACCCACCACCCCCCACCCCUAUACACCCCUUCCCAAGUAAAUCCAUCCCUGAUGAACAAUGAUAUUUUCCUCCACAGGGCCACACGUACAGAUGAGAUGUGUAAUUUCUACAUGAUGUAUUGGUUUGAUCCAGCAGAGGGUCUGUCUACAGAUGCUUGUGCUUAUACCGCAUUUCAAUCAGCAGACUACCCAGCGGAGACCGAUGAACCACUAACGGCUGAGAGAAAGAUGGAGAUGAAACGACAGUUGAAUGGUGAGUUAGGGAUGGACCAUUAGAAAAGUGAUGGGGGGGGGGGGGCAAAACCAAAAAAAGUGGCAUAGUGCAAAAAAUUCCCUUUUGAGUCCAGCCAUCAUCAAGUGAGAAAAAUUUCUUCAAAAAUAUAUAUUGCCUCUUAGAAAAUACCCCCCCCCCCCCAUCACUUUUCUAAUGGUCCGUCCCUUAGUUAACACGUGAAGUUUAGCUUAAGCGAAUGGGGAGCUAAAUAAAUUUUCAGGGGGUCAAUCAUUGAACUGAGGUCAACUAAAACAACAAAGGAACAAAAUGGAGCUGUCAACGCAUUUUAUGUAAAUGAGUUCUCCGACUAUUAUAAAAGCCAAUAUGAAAGCUGUCUUUUACCCUUGACACCAUAGACCCUUAACUCCCACGUGACGUCAUAUGAAACCCGCGAAUAUAGGACGUAUGUGUUCCACUGAUCCAAAACUUAGACUGGAUAGAGAAACCUUUUGAACUCAGGGAAUUAAUUUUGAAGCCAGAAUUUUUAUGAGGGGAGAUUUUAAAUCUGUCACAUUCCUUACGAAUCAAAUCGUUACUUGUUUAAAUCAGUUAUGCUAUGAAGCAAAUAUCUUCUUCUAUGUAACGUGAAAGAUACAGCUUCCCGCAUUUCUUCUAAUGAGUUUUAGAUCGUUGUGAACACGAGAUAAUGAGACUUGAGGCGGUCAUUUUGGUGUGACCUCAUUGAUUGUUUACUGGCUAAUUCCAGAAGAAAAGAGAGGUCACAAACCAAUUUCUUUGUAGACAAUAUUAUUUUAUUUCUACCAAUCACCAGAAACUUUAAGAACCUCUUCUAAUAUGUCAUCAACACCACAGUAGAUUUGUGCUGGUCACAUCAAUAUGGCAGCCGUUGGCUUCAUUUAUGCAUUGCAGAUGCACUAUCCAGUGCUAGUUUUUUGGAGAUCAGUGAUGUGUUCAUAUUUCGCUACAAGUUUAUAUUAAGAAUGAUUUACUGUAAUUAGAGAUGGGGGGGAGGUAAAUAGAGGCUGGGACUUAUUUCUGGGAGGGCUAAUUGGAAGGGGGUGGGGUUAAAAUGAGGUGGGGGCGACUAAGUAGAUUUUAGUGUUGAUGCCAAGGCAUACUCGAAUUGAAACGACCAACUCCUAAACCAUUGUUUCGAUUUUAACCCAGAUCCUGAUGAACACGUCUUUGAUUCAGAAAGUGAAGAAAAUUGGCAAAAAUAAUCAAUAAUAAUAUAAAGCAGCAAGAGCGCAAGAAUGAAAAUACUGUAUAGAAAUUCACUUAUAUCCUUAAAUAGAAAUCUAAACAUAAAUUAUAUCGUUAAUAAAACACACUUCUUUUAUUUAAUUCUUGCAAAUAGAGAUCUGUUAGUUGUUAUUAGUUACUUCUAAAGUAUGUGGAAUUAGUUCAUGACUAAAAUUAAAUAAAACAUUUUACAGUAUUUCAAACUAUCUAGAGUUUGUCUGUUUUUCUUCGAGUAUGUCUUGGUAACUUGUUCUGAUUUGGGUUCGGUUCGAAUAAUUUUGGUAUUAAUUAUUUUCCAUCCAACAUUACACCUGCAAACUUGUGGUCGGGCAUUGUCCGGCCAAGACUUUUGUCCGAUCAAAGCUUUUUAUGACCGGACAUGUGACUGACAGAUUUAGGCUGGUAAAAACUCCAAUCUAAAAAAAAAUGAGCCGUAGGAUUUAAUUACCAAUAUUAUUCAAAAUCGCUCUCGUAUAACUUGGAAGAAGUUAUGUAUAACCCUGACUCAUCAUAUAGUGAUGCAUUAGGACUGUCAGAUAUAUGCUCAGUCGCAGUUGAUUCAUUGCAGUGCGGAUUAACAUGACCAGCCGAAAUGCAUCGUGCUAAUUUUCAAAAAUAUAUGAAAAACUUGACUUUGACCAUUGUCAUUGUCCGAGAGAAGUUGAUAAAUGUCUGGCCAAUUUUUGUCUUGGCCGGACAUUUGUUCUUCCGAGCUGUUCGUAACAAGUUGCUACGAGCUUGUUGUCAUCAUCUUGUUAACAACUAGUUACGUGCAGACGAUAUCAGACUGGUUGGAACAACUUGUUGCGAGUCUGUCGGCCUUGUCAACCUUGUUACAAGGUGAUAACAACUUGUUCCAGACUUGUCAACACCUGGGAACAAGCAGUGGGAACACAUCCUAUUGUCAAGCUGUGAGAUUUUCACGCGUGUACAACACGAUGAGUACAUAUUGGUGGUAUGUUUUAGAUGAAGUGGAAGACAAACACCUUCGUGAAUUAACCGAGGUCUUAAACUGGCCUGAAAGCAACCCCCAGCAUAAAGUUGGUCAAAUUGCUGGAGUGGCAGUUCAAACUACAGGAGAUGUUGUUAUCUUUCAUCGUGGCGACAGAAAGUGGGAUUUGAAGUAAGUUAAUAGUUAUCAUCAGUAGUGGAUCCAGGUAGGUUUUUUCAGGGGGUGCUGUGCGAACAGCCAAGCACACCUGAGCCCAGCAGCGUAUUCAAAGUAUCAAUCCAAACCAACCACCAACACUGGACCCACUAGUAUUUUGAACUAGUGCUAUGGUGCUGCCUUGAAUUCCAAAACUAAUAACAUACUUUGAAUACCUCAAACAUUUAAAAGUAAGAUAAAUUUAAUUUUUUGCACAAACCCCCCACCCUUGCACCGCUGUUGACCAAGGCCAACAGGGGUGCACACCCCUGUGCACCCUUCCUAUAAAUCCACCACUGAUUAUUAUAAUCCAUCAACGUUUGACCUUGUUCUACCGAGCAGGAUGGGCAAACUUUUGGAAUACAGGUAGCAGUUGAUCCCCUUACUGCAGAGUUAAAACUGUUACUGUAGGUCGAGGUUAGGAUUUUCUUAGGUUGGAUAACUUCCCUUUACUUAAAAACACGUUAACCAGAUUAUGGCUGUGUUAAAGUAGGUUUAAUUACCCCUUACUAAAAGGCAGCCAUUACCUUGGUGUACUAGACCAAAUUUGUUUUUCAAAUUUCAUCUUUUAGUUUGAAUUUUCGAUGCCCUCUAAUAAUUGGAAAAACGGAAACUUAUUAUUUUUUCAUGUACAUUUCAUGUUUACAUGUACAUUCUGGUAUUCCGGGAGGAUUAUGUGUUCCCUAUAGCAUACGCUUGCUUGGAUGUGCCAUACACUUCAUUAUUUCCAAACUUUUCUCAUUUUCCCAGCACAUUUGACCAAAACAAUCAGCUUAAUCCCAAGUUGAGAGAAGCGGCAAUCGCUCAAGAUCCUGUUUGGUUUCUGAAGAAAGAGACAGGAGAAGUAUCAAGAACUUGGGGCAAGAAAAAGUAAUUUGAUAUAAUACUUUUAAUGUGAUCAGUUUACCAUACCAUAUCACACCCCACCACCAUACCAUACCAUACAUUACACCAUACCUUACCAUGCCACACCAUUCUAUACCAUCCUUUACCAUGCGAUGCCAUACUACAUCAUAACACACUAUGCCAUACUUACUAUGCUAUUCCUUGCCAAACUAACCAUACCAUAAUACUAAAGUGCCCUGGUACUGGUUGUUUAAAGCUGAAUCAGCACUAACCCUGGGUUAAAAUUUAACCUGCUGUUUCAGUUUGUGUGCUUCAGCUCGUCUGUUUAUGUCAAAACUUUAGAAAAUAAAACUUCUGUUGAUCCAGACAAGAUUUCUAGAGAAAACUAUAUCAUUGUUUAUAUAGACAAGCUUUUGGGAAGAUUGCUUUGAAGAUUUUGUUAACCUAGGAUUAAGCUAACUGGCAUUCGAACAAACGUCCCCUGGGGCCGGUUGUUCAAAGCUGAAUUUGCGCUAACCCUGGGUUAAAAGUUAACCCGCUGUUUCUGUUUGUGUACUUCAGCUCGUCUGUUUGUUUCAAAACUUCAGAGAAGAAAACUCCUACAGGGUCAGACAAGAUCUCUGAAGAAAUAUGUCCAAAUUUUAUAAACAAGCUGUUGGAUAGUUUGCUUUGAAUUUUAGGUUAACCUAUAGGGUUAUGUAAUGCCUGUAAUAUAGGUGUAAUCUUUGUGUUUUAGGUUUCAUUUUCCACAUGGUAUAACAAUUGAUGAUGAAAAUAACAUGUGGUUCACAGACGUAGGAAUGCACCAGGUAUUAGGAACAUUGCAAGUAAAAAUUUAGUUAAUUUGUCUCACUUCAAAGAGCCUAACUAGCAAAGCACUAUUUCAGAACAAUCCUCAGAGAUACGAAAAACCAGUUUAAAACUGGUUUAACAAAGCACUAAGUGCCAAUAUUACCCUUGCAUAUUAUCAACUUUUAGGUAUUCAAAUAUUCUGAAGAUGGGGACAAACUCCUGGAAUUGGGUAAAAGAUUUGUCCCUGGGAACGACAGGGAACACUUUUGUAAACCUACGGAUGUCGCAGUGGAAAAAGACGGCAGCUUUUUUGUCUCUGACGGGUAAACGCAAUUUAGACAUUUUUUGAGUUUGAGUUUAUCGAGUUUCUCAUUUAUUGGUGAGCGGAUUAAUUUCCCAACAGGCUUUGCCCAAUUGAUAAGGGAUCCGAGGUAUGUACGAUUUUAGUAUAGGUAAUCAUGCGAUGGCGAGUACAAUAAUUAGGGAUUAAUUCCUAAUUGUACGAGCAACAGCGCAUGAUUACUUGUUUAUUAUUAGCAUGACAAAAUUGGAUACUUCUCAAAGUCAACAUCAUAUUCUCUCGCCGAAGCCCAGUCCUGCCAGACUUUCAACCAAAACUUUGUGCUUUUGUUCGUAUUUUCAUCUAGUUCCUCUAGGGCAAUUUCGGUUCACGUUUGUGUUUAAAAUACCUUUCCGCCAUUUUGUUUGUUUUGGGAAAAUCAUUAAUUGUACUGCAGUACAAUUAAUGAAAUGAUUGUACUCCUCUCAACCAAUCAGCAUCCAGUAAUUUUGUCAUGUUAAUAAUAAACGUCGUUAUCCGAGAAGACGCGAAAGGCCAACCAUUUACUGAUGUUAAUGUAAAGGUAGCACUUUCUCCUCAAUUAUUUUAAGACCUUGAGUAGAGGUCCGACCAAGGAUUGCACCCAGGUCUCCCAGCGGCAAGCGUGGUGACCACGACAAGUGCUAGUUUUAGCUGUUUUUAAACUCAACUUAUCAGAUUUGUCUAAACUGUUCUCCAUUCGUGUUCAGAAGGGGCCAUGAUGGUCAUUCCUGAAUGAUUGCUCCAGCCGUGUUACUAAUGAAGAAACGUAGUGUCACAAGUAAAAAGUUCACAUCUUGACAUUCGCCUGUUUCUCGAAAUUGCAAACCAAAAUAUCACGUCCUUACUACAGAAAUGUCAAGGGAAAGGGUUUCUUGCUUUUGUAAUUUAAUUUUUACGUGAUAUUCUUUGUUAAGUAUCCGAAUGGAUAAUAUGACAAAAUCUUCAUGGGGAGACACACUUGGACCCCCUCCCAUCGGCCCUACCUUGGGCACCACAUAGCUGUCUACCUCUUUCAGAAAGCCUCCCACUUCAACUUCCAUUGGGAUUCCAUGGUACAACUGCUUGCAUAUUGCAGGAAUAAAUCCGGCACUAACCAUCAUAUUAUAUUAAAUACUAUUUAUAGCUACUGCAACAGUCGUGUAUUGAAGUUUUCUCCAAAAGGAAAAGUCGUGAUUAUUAUAGACGAUCAUCUCUUACUCACGACACGUAAGUAAGAUGUACAAUGAAAACAGCCCUUAAGUGGCAAUGCGCCUUGAUGCGCCCUCCCAGGUUGACAAUCUUCAAUCUUGUCAAGAUCCCAGAAAGAUCUUGGCAAGAUCUUAUCCAAGAUAUUGGCAUGAUUUUCCCAAGAUCUUAUCUAUAAAUCCUGCAAGUUAUGGGAAGAUCUUUCCGAGAUCCUGCAAGAUCAUGGCAAAAUCCUGCAAUUGUCAUCAACUCUCAUCACAGUUUAACCAGAGGAAAGUUGAUGAGAGUUGGCAAGCGAGGGUUUGCAUGAGAGUCAACCCCAACUUUUCGGUCAAACGAGGACACGAGUUGCAAGAGGGUUCAUGGGAGUUGGUCAUACUUAGCCUACACGCGUAAAAACGCUGAGCCCGCUGUUUAACAUGAUUGAACAAUGUUUUGCUGCCCACAUUGUUCACACUUGUCAACAAUAUUGAACAAUAUUGUUGAGCCUGAAUCGGGUGCAACGAUAUCGUUCAAUAUUGUUAACAACUGUGAACAAUGUGGGGCAGCAAAACAUUGUUCAAUCCUGUUUUCGUCGACUAUUGCAACGACCUGAUCGUUUUUAGCCGCGCAGAUUAUUUUAUCUUUACAACAAUGGACCGUUUGCAUUAUAGACUAAAUUUUGAUCUAGACAAAAAUUUCAUCACAGCUUGAAAGAGCAUCACAAAAUUAGUAAUAUUCCAAAGUUUCGUUGCGAAAUGUUGUAAAAUGCGGAUAAUAUAUAUAUAGCCUUGCGAAGUUUGCCGUUUUUCAGUCAUUUUGUAUUACGCACGGGAAAUUGACAGCCCAAUCGGGUGUUGGGGCAUCAAUUUCCCGUUUGUAAUACAAAAUGACUGAAAAUUGCAAAUUUCGCAAGGCUAUAUUAUCCGCAUUUUACAACAUUUCGCAACGAAACUUUGGAAUAUUACUAAUUUUGUGAUGCUCUUUCAAGCUGUGAUGAAAUUUUUGUCUAGAUCAAAAUUUAGUCUAUAAUGCAAAUGGUCCAUUGUGUUAGUACUUUCUUAACUGUGUCUAUCCUAACCCACCCUGUCGACUUUCCCUGUGGGAGGAAACCGGAGCACCCGGAGAAAACCCACGACUUUCGGCAGAGCGUUGACUGACUCUUCACAUGAGUCUGUAACUCUUUUCAUAUGAGUCCGUAGCGAGAAUCAAACCCACGAUCUCAGAGGUGAAAGACGCAUGCUCUGACGACAGCUGUGUUGAACUGUUGUAUUUUUUCUUUCACAUUUAGCUGGAUUCCCGCUUCCACGGAGCUUCCUCAUCCCACACAGCUUGUCAUUGGACCACCUUGGAAAAUUAUUGUAUGUCGCAGAUCGUGAAAAUGGUCGUGUGUUAGCAUUUGAUAGCCAGUCUGGAAACUAUCGUGAACACUAUACGGGAUUUGGAGAUAAAGUCUUUGCUAUUUCCUUUUCACCAUUGCAUGGUACGCUGAUAUAAAUUAUUAUUAUAUGGCUUUUCAAUAUUCUCUAUUCUGAUUGGUUGACAAGCGGUUCGUAAAAACCCAUAUCUGGACCGUGGUCUAUAUUUUCCGUAUCUGGAUCGGUGUCCCGGAUAUCGUUUAUCUGGCGGGAAGUUUUUGCUUUGCAAACAGAAAAAAUUUUUGCUUUUUAAUUUUCCAAUUGUGUGUCAUUAAAAUUUACAGAUAAAAAUUUCAAACAACCAAAUUGUUUUUGAUUGAGCAUGCAUGCCUACCGUAUAUUGUUACUUAGUGAAACUGACGAUAGCCGAUUUAAUUCGCGCGAAAAGCAUAUGCUCACACACUCAGUUCAGCCAUGCAAUAAACUGAUUAUUGACCUCGCUUGUUCGGUCUGUACUGUGAAAUAUCAGACCUCUGUUUUUCAUGGACCUCGCUCCUUCGUCUCUCGGUCCAUACUACUUCGGUCUGAUAUUUCACAGUACAGACCGAACAAGCGAGGUCAAUAAGCCGUUAUUUGUAAUUUAACAUUUAGGUAUUUUAACUUAGUAAUAGGUAAAGGUGAUCUUUAUAUAGGGUUAACCUCCAGAUCUCCUGCAAGGGCCUCAAUAUUAUUGUAGGUACUUUGAAUAAAUUAUUGAUUGAUUAUAAUAAUUUGAAGUUUGUGGCCAACAAUCAUAAUGCGAGACAAUGACGGGGCUGGUGCAAAUUAGGUUGCCAAUAUAUAACAUUUGAUGGGUAAAGGAUAAUGUAGAUAGAAAUUGUUGAGUGGAAAUUUACAUACAUUAAUCAGACCUAACCAGGAACAGAAGCGAAAAAUGCAAUCGAUAGACCUCUGGCAGGAAUUGAACCGGUUAACUUAAUCCUAGAUUAACGUAAACUACAAAGCAAACUUUCCAACGGCUUGUUUAUAAACUUGAAAAUAUUUUUUCUAAAAAUCUUGUUUGGAUCAAUAAAAGUUUUAGUUUCUCACGUUUUGAAAUCAACGGACGUGCAUAAAUGCACAAAUCAAAACAACGGGUUAAAUUUUAACCUAGGGUUAGCGCUACUUGCGAUUUGCAGAAGCAGCCCCACUCCCCAGACCCAGCAUUAUUUAGUUUAUUCAAUCUGCAUUCUACAGGUGGAGUGUUGUACGUUAUUAAUGGUCAGUCGCCGAGCCAACCGUCCAUUUAUGGAUCAACACUUCAUUUGAAGACAAAGAAAAUUAUCCAGGAGUGGCUGCCAAAAGCAGUAAGUAGACAGAAUUGAGUUGCUGCGCACGCCGUAAUGUGCUGUUGUGUGAUUUAAAUUUCACCUCGGUUGCAUGUUAAAGGUUGAGUUAUGUACAAUACAUCCGUCUGUUGUCAGAUGGUGAAGAUGGUAAAGUAGGUGUAAGAUAAGAUGAUUUCAAGUUAUCGGUUGUCGGGUGGUGUAAGGUGGUAUCAGAUGGUUCUACACGGAGGGUCCUGUCAGAUGGUAAAGAUGGUGUCAGGUCGUCGGGUCGUGUAAGGUAGUGUCAGAUGGUUCUACAGGAGGGUCCUGUUAGAUGGUAAAGAUGGUGCAAAGUGGUGUCAGAUGGUUCUGCACGGAGGGUCCUGUCAGAUGGUGUCAAGUCGUCGGGUCGUGUAAGGUGGUGUCAGAUGGUUCUACAGGAGGGUCCUGUUAGAUGGCAAAGAUGGUGCAAGGUGGUGUCAGAUGGUUCUACAUGGAGGGUCCCAUCAGUUGGUGAAGAUGAUGUAAGGUUGUCGGGUAGUGUAAGGUAGUCAGAUGAAUCUACAGGGAAGGUCUGUUCAUAGUGAAGAUGGUGUAAGGUUGUCAGGUUAUAAGGUGGUGUCAGAUGGGUCUACAUGGAGGGUCCCGUCAGUUGGUGAAGAUGAUGUAAGGUUGUCGGGUAGUGUAAGAUAGUGUCAGAAGAAUCUACAGUGAAGGUCUGUUACAUAGUGAAGAUGGUGUAAGGUUGUCAGGUUAUAAGGUGGUGUCAGAUGGGUCUACAUGGAGGGUCCCGUCAGUUGGUGAAGAUGAUGUAAGCUUGUCGGGUAGUGUAAGGUAGUGUCAGAAGAAUCUACAGGGAAGGUCUGUUACAUAGUGAAGAUGGUGUAAGGUUGUCAGGUUAUGAGGUGGUGUAAGGUGGGUCUACAUGGAGGGUCCCGUCAGUUGGUGAAGAUGAUGUAAGGUUGUCGGGUGGUGUCAGAUGGGUUUACAGGGAAUUAAGGUCCAUUAGAUGGUGAAGAUGGUGUAACAUUGUCAGGUUGUCGGGUGGUGUCAGAAUGGUCUACAUGGAAGGUCUGUUAGAUGGAUAAAUAUAAUAGAGAUGUCCCAAAUAAAUGAACUUAGUUUUAAUUGGUCGGGCGAGGCGAAGUUGCAUUUGCACUCCGACGAGUUUACAGAUUCAUUAAGGUGUGUUGUUGUUUUCUAGGAAUUUACAUAUCCGCACGAUAUCACAUGUGACCAAUCAGGGAAGGUCGUUUAUGUUUCUGAGAUCACCUUGCCUGGACGACUGUGGAAAUUUCAAGAAAGAAAAUAAUAACAUAGGUAACAAAUUUUAUUUAUCCUUCCGUUUGCACGAAACAGUGAGCUCUUUCUAUAUAUACAUGGAGUAAUAUCCUCGUCAUUCCGCUUAUGAGAAAAGUGAAGUUUUCGCCAUCUUUAGCUUCACUUUUUGCACGUGAUUCUUACUCCAGAGAUAUAUACAUUGAACUAUAAAUAAACUGGAAGGCUAACUGCUAUGAUGAAGGCCUAUGAUUUGAUGAAGCCAAAAUAGUUUUUCUGAGUUAUGAGCAGAAAUACCUGAUCCCAAACGUUGGGCUAUAUAUCAAUUGAAGCUAUUGAAAAUUGCUAUUCGGUGUGGAAAUUUCAAGACUACAGGGAAAAGAAAAAUAUUUUAAAAAUGCAAAAACAACUACAAAAUGGCAAAUUAUCGGCAAUUAUUUUUGUAGUUUUUCAAUAUUUCCCUUUUAGCUAAAAGUCUUGAAAUUUCUACACCAAAUACCGUUUUUCAAUAGCUUCAGUUUCAUAUACAGCACAACGUUCAGUGUUGAGUAUUUCUACUCAUAACUCAGAAAAACUAAAAUGCACUGGCUUCAAUCCCCCCCCCCUGAAUUAGCCUUCCAGUUUAUUUAUAGUUCAAUGGUUAUAUAUGCAGCUCACUGGUUCGGAACACUGAGCUCCAUAUAUACCUGGAGCGAAAACUCGAAUCCAAAAAGUGAAGCCAAAGAUGGAGCUAUUGGACGUCAAUUUCAAUUUCCUUUCUAUUGUUUUUGUCUGGCAAGGAGUGUGCCGAAAUUUUGCGUUUUGACUUCGAUUUAUAGAAUAAUAUUAUGAUUUUAUGAACUGAAAACUUGAUUAGCGAUACGGUCCGUUAGAAAAAACUGGAAUUAGCUGGGGAAAAUGGUAUAAAAACUGUUUACGACCUUCAGAGCUAUUGGACGUCAAUGGCCGCCAUCUUGGUUUUACUUUUCUCAUAGGCCGAAUGACUGAAGUUCUUACUCCAGAUAUAUAUAGAGAGUUCACUGGUUCAAAACUGGAUGAAUUCGGCGGAAACGUACACUGCAAAACAUCCCUGAGUAUUUUACUCGAAAACUUGAGUAAAAUAAUGCACUCACCAGUAGUGACUAAGUUAAAACUUUUGAGCAAAUUUAUUCAAUUUUUUUAGAUAAGAUUUACUUCACUAAAAAUUAUAGUAAAUUUGCUCAUAAAUUUGAGUAAUUUUAUACUCAAUAUUUUAAGUCACUGUGCGUGCAUUUUUAAAUUGAAGUUUUUGAAUCUCGCGAUUUGUCCUUAGGGUUCAUUUCCGGCGGGGGGGGGGAGGCAUGAAACAGGACGAAUUUGGGCACAGUUAAGUUUACGAACUCCCAGACAAAUUGCGUACGGCUUCGAAUUCCUCCAGUUUCGUGUAAACGCACUCGGAAAGCCAUGUAAGUGACGCGAAGCGAAAAACAAAUCUUGGCAAUGUGAUUGGUCAGCCAAAAAAGCCGCCGUGAAAAAGUUGGAUCAGUUCCUACUUUUUUACUGUUCGCGCGAACAAAUUCGCCUAGUGGAGAACGGGCUUUACACGGUGCAAUUUUUGCUGCAACUUGCAAUGCAAUUUCGGAAACAGAGCCAUGUUAUCUGAAGAAUAUUCGAAGGCUUGCCAUAUAUUGUUUAGAUAGUUGUAUCUCAAUAAUUCCGCGAUAUCCAGACAAGGUUAGAUCUGAAAAAUUUCACUCAAAAUUUCCAUCUAUACAAAAACAUUUCAACUGUUCUAUCGGGCGCGAUGCCCAAAAAUCUUGACAUCUAAAAAGUAGUCACCGGGAAAUUGUAAGUAUGGCCCGCAUUCUAUUCCGCCGACACUUUCUAUACAUAUGGCAAUAAAAAAUUAGUUUAGUUCACUUGUAGUUUUCAAAAUGUUUCAACUGAAAAGUGAGCUGUUCGCCAUCUUGGAUUAUUGAGGAUAUGCAUGUCACGUCAAGAGAGGGGUCAUGCCAAUUUUUUAUCUUGAGAGUAAGCGAUCAAUAUGGGUCCAAAACUCCGUUUCUGGUUGCUGUCUGAAAUUUAGAAAUGAUUAAAAACGUUUCAAACAAUUUUGGAUUGUUCCUCGACCAUUUUAGAGUAGUUUUAUAUGGUUAACCCAACUCCUGACGUCAUCAAAACCAUAGUUAAUGAGGUCAAGAAUUAGUCCAAGAUAGCGGAAAGCUCAUUAAUUUCGGUCUAAAUCUUUCGAGAACUAAGCAAGAUAUGAAAGAAAUCGGUAAUAGAGUUUAAUAUAUAAUUUUAAGAGUUCUUUUGAAUGAAACAAGCUAAUUUUUUAUUGCAUGAAAAGUGAAAGAAAUGGAAUGAAAAAUUCCACAGAAUCAACUGUUGGCCAUGCUAAUAGUUUUCCAGCGACUACUCUUUAGAUGGCUCUACGUCAGAAAUUGUGUUGCAAGUUGCAUAAAAAAUUGCCUCGUGUAACAUGGCAUUCAAAGGCACAGUUCAGCUUUUUGAAUUACGGUUUUUAAGGCGCAUCACAACCCUUUUAAUUGAAAAAACUAACUAGGAAAAUCAAUCUAAUAAGCAUAAUUCAAGAUCAGUGAUCUCAAUGUUUUUAACAUUAAAAAUUUUAAAAAAAUGUUUGAAAUAUUGAGAUCACUGAUCUUGAAUUCUGCUGAAUUGAUUUCUAGUUUUUUGAUUUCUACUGAUCUGAAUUGAUUCCUAGUUAGUUUUUUCAAAUAAUAAAAGGGUUGUAAAUGCUCCUUAAAAUCCAUCACUUUUUAAUACGAUUAAAUAAUUGACGUAUAUGAGGUACACGCUGUAUAGGUGCAUGAACAAGCAUUUACUAUGCGGGUCAUCGUGAAUGCGUAAAAAGAGCUGUUGUUCUACGAAAUAAAUAGUCUAUCAAGAAAUUUGACUGGACGUAUUCAUAAAUACGUUUUUGGGGGUACUGUG
Messenger RNA from Paramuricea clavata, 20986 nucleotides. The record is from the annotation of a GenBank genome assembly. Lineage: Eukaryota; Metazoa; Cnidaria; Anthozoa; Malacalcyonacea; Plexauridae.